Messenger RNA from Cercopithifilaria johnstoni, 1821 nucleotides. The record is from the annotation of a GenBank genome assembly. Lineage: Eukaryota; Metazoa; Nematoda; Chromadorea; Rhabditida; Onchocercidae.
AUGGCAUCAUCAACAGCAAUAACAACAGCAACAACAACAACGUAUGAACAGAUCUUGCGUACAUUACCCAAAUCAUUCGUUCAUUCCAAAUUAUUUCGAAUUGUCGUACAGAUACUUGCAUCAUCAACUUCUUUUGAUGAUGAACAAUCUACGCUUCCUGAAUUAGAGUUUAUUUUUAACCAAACAACAGCGCCAUUUCUUCACUCGGAGCAACCAUCAAUGAACAAUAAUAUAAUUAAUGGAACUAAUGAAAUGCUAUCAAAUAUUACCACUGGAUAUAUGCAACAACAAAUGAGUCAUCCAAAAUUUAUAUGUAUGAUAGCAAUUGGAAGUAUAUUUGCUUUUUUAACAACAGGUGGCAAUUUAAUGGUUAUGAUAAGUUUCAAAAUUGACAAGCAAUUACAAACAAUCAGUAAUUAUUUCUUAUUCAGUCUUGCUGUUGCUGAUAUUGCCAUUGGAAUAGUAUCGAUCCCAAUAAUGACAUAUUAUAUGGCCGCUGAUACUAUUUGGGGCUUAGGUUAUGCAAUGUGUCAAUUUUGGUUAUGCCUUGAUUAUAUGAUGAGCAAUGCAUCCGUGCUCAAUUUAUUGUUAAUUUCAUUUGAUCGAUAUUUCUCUGUUACAAGGCCAUUAAGUUAUCGACCAAGAAGGACUGCAAAGAAGGCAUUUUUGAUGAUUGCUAGCACUUAUAUUGCUUCAGCAAUGCUUUGGCCACCAUGGAUUAUUAGUUGGCCGUAUAUUGAAGGUCGAUUUACUGACCCCGAUCGUUGCGUUGUGCAAUUUAUUGAAACGAAUCAAUUUGCAUCUAUUGGUACAACAAUUGCAGCAUUUUGGUUGCCUCUUGUAAUUAUGAUUAUAUUAUAUUCACGAGUAUAUUAUGAAACAAAAAAACAGCAAAAACAUAUGUGCCUUUUGCAAGCAGGCCAGAAUCAGCGUAAGAAGGGCGAGAAUAAAAUGAAAUCAAACAUAUUAACAAAUUUGAGAAAAAAUUCAUUUGGUCAACGACCAAUAAAUUCGUCGUCAAAUUAUUUACCAAAGAUAAUGAAAAAUCAAAAUUGUUGUAUGAGGAUUUGUUAUGAAAAAAUAACUGGUAGUUCAAUAGAUGAAAGUUACGGUGGUAUUCAUCAAAUUGGUCCAGAUGAGGUAUCAUCAUCCAGCAGCAAUUACACCAGAUAUUACUGUGCUCAAAAUCGUUUAAAACGAUCACCACCGGCGAGCUUGGAUAAUCAAGAAAGUAAUAAUUUAUUACCUGAAACAAUAUCAACAGCAGGAAGUCAAAUUACUCGUAAGGAUGAAUCUUCAACAUAUACUACUUUAAUUGAAUUAAAAGAUAAUGAGAAAGAACAAACACAUAUGCGUCUUUCAUCAUGGAAUUCAUAUAUUUCCGAGCGAUCACGCUUUGUUGUGGACAAAAUAGAAGACGCUCGUAAAAAUGUGAUUUCACAACAAAUUUUAAAUGGAAUAGCUGUGGCAAACAAAUUAUUGAAUGAACAACGAAAAAGUGAGAAGGAACGUCGAAAAAAUGAAAAAAAACAAGAAAGUAAAGCAGCAAAAACACUUUCUGCCAUUUUAUUAGCAUUUAUUAUCACUUGGACGCCUUAUAAUGUAAUCGUAUGCUGGGAAGCAUUUUACAAAGAUUCCAUUCCGGCAGUAUAUUUUCAUAUUGCAUAUUUUUUAUGCUACAUUAAUUCAACGAUAAAUCCAUUCUGUUAUGCCUUUUGUAAUCCACGAUUUCGUCUAACUUAUAUGCGAAUUUUAACGGGCAACUGGAAACGGCAACAUCACGCUGGUUUAAAUAAAAUGGCAUUUUUCAAUCGAAGCUGA